GUGUGCGCCGUGCUGGCGGCCGUGACGGAGGUGAUCCGCGCGCAGGGCGGGAGCGAGACCGAGACCGAGUACUUCGCUGCGCUGAUGACCACGAUGGAGGCUGUGGAGUCCGCGGAGUCGCUGGCUGCGGUCGCCUACCUGCUCAACCUGGUGCUGAAGCGGGUCCCGGCACCCGUGCUGAGGAAGAAGUUCUCCGAUACCUCAAAAGCCUUCAUGAGCAUCCUGGCCUCGCAGGCCGGCAGCAGCUCCACCUCUGCCUUGCGCUGGGUCGUCUCCUGCCUGGCCACGCUGCUGCGGAAGCAGGACCUGGCGGCCUGGAGCUACCCCGUCACGCUGCAGGUCUACCACGGCCUGCUCAGCUUCACGGUCCACGCCAAGCCCAAGGUGCGGAAGGCAGCGCAGCAUGGCAUCUGCUCCGUGCUCAAGGGCAGCGAGUGCCUGUUUGGGGAUGCAGCCCCCGAGCACCACCCGGCUGCACGCUCCACGGCCAAGUUCUGCGUGCAGGAGAUUGAGAAGGCCGGAGGCACCAAGGAGGCCACGACCACCCUGCACGUGCUGACGCUGCUGCGUGACCUGCUGCCCUGCCUGCCCGCGGCCGCCACAAAGACCUGCUGCGAGACCCUGCUCCGCGUCAUGACCCUCGGCCACGUGCUGGUGACGGCGUGCGCCAUGCAGGCCUUCCACGGCCUCUUCAGCGCCCAGCCCAGCCCUGCCUGCCUCCCUGCUGAGCUCAACGCCCAGAUCAUCACGGCGCUGUACGACUACGUGCCCAGCGAGAGCGACCUGCAGCCCAUGCUGGCUUGGCUGGCCGUCAUGGAGAGGGCCCACAUCAACCUGGUUGGGCUGCAGAAGGAGCUGUGCUGGGGGCACCUGCCCCGGCUCUUCGCGGCUGCCAUGACCUGCCUCCUGUCGCCACACCCCCAGGUGCUGUCAGCCACUGCACAGACCCUCAAGGUGCUGCUGAGUGAGUGCGUGGCCCCCCACGUGACCGACUUGGGGCCUGUUUCCACCUCCGCCUCUGGCCCCGCCGCCUCUCUCUGCAAGAUGUUCAGGGCGGUGGAGGAGGGGCUGACGUACCGGUUCCACGCGGCAUGGGCACCCGUGCUGCAGGUGCUGCGGGCCUUCUUCGAGGCAUGUGGGAAGCAAGGACACCCCGUCAUGAGGAAGUGCCUGCAGUCCCUGUGCGACCUGCGCCUGUCCCCGCACUUCCCCUACACCACUGAGCUGGAUGAGACGGUGGGGGCCGCUGUGGGCACCAUGGGCCCCGAGGUGGUGCUGGAGGCUGUGCCCCUGGGCAUUGAUGGCCGGGAGGAGAUGCUGGACUUCCCGCGCAGCUGGCUCCUGCCCGUGCUCCGGGACCACAUCCGCGGCGCCCGGCUCGGCUUCUUCACCAGCCACUUCCUGCCCCUGGCAGCCGCUCUGAAGGGCAGAGCUGUGGAGCUGGCUCAGGACGGGAAGACGCUGGAGUCCAAGAUCUAUGACACGCUGCAGGGGCAGGUGUGGUCGCUGCUGCCUGGGUUCUGCCGGUGGCCCACGGACGUGGUGAGCUCCUUCAAGGGGCUGGCGCGCACCCUGGGCACGGCCCUCAGCGAGCGCCCCGACCUGCGCCUCCCCGUGUGCCAGGCCCUGCGCACUCUCAUCACCAAGGGCUGCCAGACGGAUGCUGAGCGGACCGAGGUCGGCCGCUUCGCCAAGAACUUCCUGCCCAUCCUGUUCAACGUGUACAGCCAGCCCGGCGACGACGGGCGCAACUCGGCACAUCGGCGUGCCGUGCUGGACACUGUCCGCGCCUACCUCACUGUCACCGAGCAGCAGAUGGUGUGCGGGUUCCUGCAGAAAGCCAGCGAGAAGCUGAGCAGCCCCGACAGCUCCGAGUUCACCAGGCUGUCCAUCCUGGACCUGAUCGUGGCCAUGGCACCCUAUGCCGACGAGCCGACUCUGGACGCCCUGUACCACACCAUCCAGCCCUCCCUGCAGACCAAGGAGCACGGGGUGCAGAAGAAGGCGUACCGGGUGCUGGAGGAGGUGUGCGCAGCACCCCAUGGCCCCUGCCAGGCCUUCGUCCGCAGCAACCUGGGGGAGCUGAAGACGGUCCUGCUGGACUCCCUCAAGAGCGCUGCAUCCCCCGCCAAGAGGCCACGGCUCAAGUGCCUGUUCCACAUUGUGAAGCAGCUGACAGCCGAGGACGAAGCCUUCAUCACGGCUCUGGUCCCAGAGGUGAUCCUGUGCACCAAGGAAGUGUCGGUGGGCGCCCGCAAGAACGCCUUUGCACUGCUAGUGGAGAUGGGCGAAGCCUUCCUGCGCUUCGGUCCUGCCCCGCAAGAGGCCAUGCAGCGGUUCCUGCUCCUCGCCUACGCGGGGCUCACGGGCUCCGUCGCCAUGAUCAGCUGCACGCUGCUGGCGCUCACCCGCCUCCUCUUCGAGUUCAAAGAGCACCUGGGCCCGGGUGAGACGGGUCAGCUGCUGCAGAGCGUCUGCCUGCUCCUGGGCUCCCGCACCCGCGACGUGGUCAAGGCCGCGCUCGGCUUCCUCAAAGCCGCGCUGCUGCUCGUGGACGUCAAGCUGCUGACCACACAUGUCCCCACCAUACUGGAGGCCGUGGGGGCCCUGUCGGACGACAUGAGGCGUCACUUCCGCACGAAGCUGAAGAACCUCUUCACCAAGUUCAUCCGCAAGUUCGGGUCAGUUGUGGAGGGGGUACAGGGGGCGCAGCUCCAGCUCGGGCCUUUUGUGACGCUCAGGGCUGCAGGCCGCGGGCGGAGCCAGCGCCCCCUGCGCCAGGCGGCCACUCGCAACCAGGACCCCGAGGCGCUGCCUAAACCCAGAGGGGACAGCAUGGAGGAGGUCCUGGCUGACUCAGACGAGGAAGAGGAGGAGGAGAGGGGCAGGAGGGGGCCGAGGCAGCCCCGGGGCCAGGCCUGGCUGAAGGAGGGUGCAGGGGACGAUCCCCUCAACUUCCUGGACUCCAACGUGGCACAGCGGGUGCUGGCCACGAGGCCGGGCAGCAGCCGGGCGGGGAGAGCGAGCCGCGACUUUGGCGUGUCGGAGGAUGGGCGCCUCAUCAUCCGCGAAGACGAGGAUGAGGACAGGGAGGAGAACGGCAGAGCCAGAGACAUGGACGAGGAGACGGCCGACCUGAUGCAGGACAUGGGGCUCCGGAGUAAGAAGGCCCAGAAGCGCCGGUUCCGCGAGGAGGCAGGUGACGAGGAGCUGGAGGGCGAUACUGCAUCGCACUACAGAGCGGGAGGUUCUGGCAUCCACCGGCCGCUGGGCAAGGAGGCAGCGUUUGGGGCUGACUACACGUCCAAGGUAAGGGCCCCCUAUGGCACCUGCCCCUGGGGUAGUGGGGUUGGCACCAGCUUUGAUAGCCCUUGUGCUGUGGUCUCCUCUAUGCCCUGCCCUGGAGCCCUGGGUGCAGCCAGAGGCAGCUGCCCAGAGCCGAGACACUCGGGCCCAGCCUGGGGCUGCAGCAGGCUUGGGGCUCUGGUAGAGUCCUGGGGCUGCGGGGUCAUGUCCAGUCCAGCCCCUGCCUGAGGCAGGAUCAGUCCC
Alligator sinensis (Chinese alligator) is the source of this 3549-nucleotide messenger RNA. It is a transcript of the gene RRP12, whose product is annotated as ribosomal RNA processing 12 homolog. Lineage: Eukaryota; Metazoa; Chordata; Crocodylia; Alligatoridae. The record is from RefSeq and is a predicted model, not a curated record.